Venturia canescens is the source of this 1250-nucleotide messenger RNA. RefSeq lists its product as uncharacterized. The transcript has 6 exons. Lineage: Eukaryota; Metazoa; Arthropoda; Insecta; Hymenoptera; Ichneumonidae. Gene Ontology annotation, biological process: sensory perception of taste; chemosensory behavior; male courtship behavior. Bases 57 to 1010 code for a protein of 317 amino acids. Gene Ontology annotation, cellular component: dendrite; neuronal cell body; membrane. The record is from RefSeq and is a predicted model, not a curated record.
UUAACGUAAGAUCACACGAGACGCCCAUUUCGGUGAUUGCCGAGUGGGCAGAGAUAAUGAACGUCGGUCUCCAAAUCCUGUUCACGUGGUUGAUUAACGGCCUUUAUCAAAAUCGCUUGAAACUCAUCGUCGAGAGGUUCGUCCAAGCUGAAGGGACCUCGAGAAAACUCAACAUUCCAGAAAAUUACGAGGAGCAUUUUGGAAAACUUGGACAGUAUCUUCUAAUCGUCAAUGGAGGCUGGUUCAUCUUGAUAAUUGUCAACAUUGUUGGACUCUCUGGUUUUCCUGAUUACAAUGCUUCGCUAUGGACCUCUUACAACCUACUACGAAUACCAUCCUUCAACUCUGUCACGACUUUUCUUUGGAGUAUUCUUGUUGUCAAACGCAAGUUUUAUCGUCUCAAUGAAAAAGUGCGUUUUCUCAUGGUGCCCUUUCGUAAUAAAUCUUUUGUACUCGAGGAAAACGCAUGCUCUGAGCUCAUUAGAAAUUCCAAACACAGUCCUGCUGCUCUUCCAGACACGAUUGACGCCAUUUCUCAGCACCGUCGGAACCUCAUAAAAGUGACAAAAAUGGUCAAGAGGCAUUUCGAUUUUCUCGUACUUUUAUGUAUCGUGGCUCACAUGCCAACCUGCGUAGUCAACAUCUACUUAGCGUAUAAGACAGUGAAGGAAGAUGAGCCGAUGACUGGCAGUAACUGGUUUUACACAUUUUCCUACAUUUGCUGGUUCUUUUUCCCAAUAUUCACGCUGCUCGUGAUAUCCAACGUUUGUGGAUCUACUACAAAUGAGGCUAACGAAACAGGAAAUGUUCUCCACGCGAUGCUGAAUGGUCAAGGAAAUUUUGGGGAUUCCAGAGAAGUCGCGAAGUUCAACAUGUUUUCACUGGAACUACUGCAAAAUCCGGUGGAAAUGUCUUUGUUUGGAUUCGUCGAUCUUAAUCACUGGAUGGUUUACAAAGUUCUAACAACAGCGAUCACGUAUUUGGUGAUAAUGCUCCAAUUUUAUAAUUAAUAAACAUGGAUCCGCUCGAUUCCGCUGAUAAAGGUAUGUGCGCGCAACUAAUUUGAUGGAUUACGAGGGUUCUUGAUGUCUGUGAUAAUAUCCACGUGGGCUGAAUGAUUACGAUUAUUAUGAUGCUCGACGUAACAACGAGAAAAUGGGUCAAAUAUAGUAAAAUCGAAGAAGACUCGGACGUGCGUCAUAUUUUUCAUUUGUUUUGAUGAAUGUCAGUCAUUUGGGUAACAAGUGCGU